This is a messenger RNA of Volvox carteri f. nagariensis, 470 nucleotides long. RefSeq lists its product as uncharacterized. NCBI's taxonomy places the organism in Eukaryota, Viridiplantae, Chlorophyta, Chlorophyceae, Chlamydomonadales, Volvocaceae. Bases 1 to 186 code for a protein of 61 amino acids. The record is from RefSeq and is a predicted model, not a curated record. The transcript has a single exon.
AUGACAUAUGUACACAUAUACAUGCAUACACAUAUGCUGUAUUGCACUUUAUUUGCAGUCCCUCACUUGUUUGCUUGUCUCCCUGCUGUGUGCAUGUGCCUUUGCAUCUGUAAUGUAAUGUUACAGAGUGGGAGGCUUCUGGGCCGCUUUAUCACAUUGUCAGUUCUACGAUUUAUCAUCUUAUAGCACCGUCCACCACUACCACACUAUACUUCGCCAUACGAACUGUAAGUCCAAGGCGGCGGGUCCAGCCAUCUAGGACCCCUCCUCAUCCAUUCACCCGAACAACCGAAGAGACAGAGGGUUCGGCAAUCGCCACCAAUCUAGCGUGCGAAUCUGGUCCAUCAACUGCGACCUCAACUCCACAUCUCAGCAGCUAGCCAUAAUCUCGCGCUCCCGACUAAUUCGGGGGUCUCCCCAGGAAUCGAACCCAGAACCUUAAACCGCGAAUCGCAGUAGUGUCAACCCAG